Messenger RNA from Nymphalis io (European peacock), 683 nucleotides. It is a transcript of the gene UK114, whose product is annotated as 2-iminobutanoate/2-iminopropanoate deaminase. Lineage: Eukaryota; Metazoa; Arthropoda; Insecta; Lepidoptera; Nymphalidae. The transcript is spliced from 3 exons. The coding region runs from base 122 to 589 and encodes 155 amino acids. Gene Ontology annotation, molecular function: deaminase activity. The record is from RefSeq and is a predicted model, not a curated record. Gene Ontology annotation, cellular component: cytosol.
UGUUAUCAAGUGUAUAAAAUUCAUUGUGAACUUUUGACCUUACAUUACUUGAUAUACAUAUUUUAUACUUCACUCAGAAGCGCCGGUGAACACUCAAUCAAGCAUUCUAUCUAUAAUAAACAUGUCUAAGGCAAAUACCGAAUCCAAAACCAACGAUGGAAAGGUAACGAAAACUAUUGUCUCGUCACCGCAUAUUUACAAGCCCGUAGGACCUUACAGCCAAGCAAUUCUAGCAGACAAGACUCUCUAUGUUUCCGGAGUACUGGGCUUAGAUCAUCAGGCGCAGCUAGUGUGUGGUGGCGCUGAAAGUCAAACUAGACAAGCAUUGGACAAUUUGAAGCACGUCUUAGAAGCUGGUGGCUCCUCUCUCGCGGGGGUUGUAAAAACUACCAUUCUACUGAGCAACAUGGAUGAUUUCCAAGUUGUUAAUCAAAUUUAUGCACAUUAUUUUCCAAAAGACUUCCCGGCACGUGCUACGUACCAAGUAGCUAAAUUGCCUCUCGGCGCAGCGAUUGAGAUUGAAGCAAUUGCUUUGAGUGGAGACCUCGUCAUAGCUGAAGCAGGUCCAUGUCCCUGUUCCCGCAUCUAACGCCCCAGCCCCCAGCCCCAUCUACAUUUGGAACAAAUAUCAAACAUAACAUAAAUAAAUAAAUGAUGAACUGGCAUUUAAAUUAAAAAUACCA